GAUCAAGAAAGGUCAGGGCUUGCCCAGCCUAAGCCUAUAUAGGCCCAGCCCACCCCUUAUUUUCUAAUCUUUUUUGCAUUAAUUUUUUGUAAUUUUGCCGAGCUGGUCUAAUAGGGCUAAGGGACAGGAACGACCCAGCCUUCAAGGGAAUAAAGCCUGGCUAGGGCUAGGGCCAAGGCUAGCCCAGCCUAAGCCUAACCUAGCCCUAGCCCGUUGCCGGCCCUACCAAGGACCCUUUAGGGUCACGGAAAUCGAGUUCUUGAUGUGAGGCGCGUCCGAUUCGGAGCUCGAAUUGCUUGCUUCUAAAGCAGGGGCAAAGGUCAAAGAGGAGAAGGUUCCAAAUUCUUACCCACCGUUGACAACGCCACCCCAACCACGAAUUCAAUCUCCAUUACCUGCUACCACUGUAGAGAGAGAGGGAGAGAGCAUACAUGAGAGGUGGGUGCUUUAGUGUAGAGAGAGAGAGGAGAGACCGAUGCUUUAGCAUGUGUUGCCUCUGUAUGAGAGAGAGAGAUCUGUGUUGAUGGUGGAGGUUCAAGGACAAGUUACAGAGUUACCCCAAAGGGAGGCAGGUGAAAUGGGUUUAUAAUAUCUUUGCGAUCGCGUCAGGGUCAAUAUUAAAUUCCCUAUAUCUGUCGCUUAAUUUUAUCCAUUUAUGUCUCGUCUUCUUCUCGCUUCAGCUUUUUUCUUUUUUCUUCUAUAAGAAUACUAUUCUCUCUGACUCGGGAUCCAAUGUUUUGAUGCAUUUCCAUGGAUUUGUGGUUGGAAUCUGCCUCUAGGCCUGAAACCACCAAUUGGGGUUCUCUCAGUUCAGACCUAAUCGAAUUGAUUUUCUCUUACCUUCCCAUAAGGUCCAUCAUCAGAGCUAGAGCUGUGUGCAAGCUAUGGCACUCUUUGAUCACGGAGAAAACCUUUGCGUCUCGUGUUUCGCAGUCAAAGAAACCAUGGUUUUUCAUUUAUGGCCGAAACAAUAUUUUCUUGAAGAAUAACCAGGUUUUUGGUUUUGAUCCAGAGGCUAAUGAAUGGACCCGAUUGCCCACUUACCUCUUUCCUGAACCAAACCAGGAGGAUUCCUUCGUGGGUUCAGGUGGGUUCUUCUUUUGGAGCAAUUCAUCGACUUUUUCUCGAUUUUGUUAUGCCCCCGUGCUUAGUAGUUCAUGGAAAGAGACUGCUCCUCUUCGGUUCUCUAGGUGUAACCCAUUAGUGGGUCUGUUCAAAAAAGGGGGCAAGCACAGGUUUAUAGUAGUUGGGGGAGUCAGAUUUAUAGGUGGGUUGGUUGAUAUUGAGGAUAAAUUGGCGGUCGAGAUUUAUGAUUCGAAUUCGAAUUCAUGGGAGCUUUGCCCCGCUUUGCCCACUGAAUUUGAAUCAGGCAACUCAUCUCAGUCCCUCUCAUCCGCUUUACUCAAUGGAAAGUUCUUUGUUUUUGGGAGAUACUCUUGUUCGAUUUGUUCCUUUGAUCUCGAUCUCCACAUUUGGGACCGGGUUCAAACAUUGAGGCCUCCUGGUGUUGUGUCCUCUUUCCUUAUGGCUUGUGUGGGCCAACUUGUUCUUGCUGGUCUUUGCAACGAUUCUAGUGGUCCUUUGUUCAGGUUGUGGAGUGUUGAUGAGCAAACAAUGGAGUUUGGUGAGAUUGGGGAGAUGCCUCGAGGCCUUUUGUACAGCCUGUUUGAUAGUGAGGAGGAUGACAAAUUUGCGAGCUUGAAGUGUGUGGGCCUUGGGAACCUAAUCUAUGUUUUUAAUGAAGAGCAUAGCAAAAUGUAUCCUUCUUGCGUAUGUGAGAUUGGUUCCAAAUUUGAAUGCAAUUGGAGGAGGGUACCGGACUUGCCAGCUCAUGUGAACCGGUUUCACAAGGUCAUCAGUUUUUGUUCUACGGUGGCGCUUGAAAGCAUUGUGUGAUUCAAUUGAGAUCCUUGAGAGCUCUUCUUGAACAUUGAAAAAGAGGGCUUAUGCUUUUACUAGGAACCAUAUGGAUGGGUCUUAAAACCCUUCUGUCAAAAGGCCUUCAGAAAGAGUAUAGGUGGAGGGGGUUGAUUGGUGGACAAGCUGAAUCUGAUGUCUGAAAAGCUUUUUUCGUAUACAAAAAUAAUUUUGGACAGACUUGACGUUGACUUUUGGACCCAGUAGUAUAUUACUGGAGUACACUAUCAUAUUGUUGGAGCGCCCUAAAAUAAUUAUUGGACCGAAACGGAGUACUGUCGGACCGUCCUUUACAUAGUGUCGGAUCCCUGGAAUUCAGUAAUGCUCGUCUUUGCAACUGUCAGAUCGCCCUAUACACAGUGUGGGAGCCUUACUGCCGGACCGUACUCUAUACAGUGUUGGAGCCUUACUGUCGGACCGUACUUUCGCAUUUACAUAGUGCCGGAGCGCUAUUGCUGGACGGCGCCGGAGCCCUUAUUUUGAUGGGAUAGUUGUUGACGGUGCUAGAGCCCUAUUUUGAUGGGAUAGAGAAGAGAGUUGUAGUAGGAACAUAGCUUGUUGGAAGGCAUGGGUGACAGACAUAGUAUCAACGGUCCCACACCAAUAAUUGAAGGUGAUACAUGGGCUAGAACCCAUGACAUCUUCCGCCCCCAUAAAUCAAAGAACCAGCUGAGGCCAACAAAGCAACAUUAUCCUCCUCCCCAAUGAGUGCUCCUCCAGACCUCAACUUGGGUGGUGGUGCUAGUGGUACCCUUCCCGGCGCAGAGCCACCUCAACCAGCUGCUCACCUUUGCCUGCGUGCUCGAAGAGCAUGGCAUGCCGGUGGUCUUCACUUGCUCUGAGACCCACGCAAGACAAGACAGGCGGCUCACCGCUUCAGUGGCUUGGAUUGCACCUCCCUUCCCAAUCUCUGGUUUCACAUCCUCUCUUUCCCUGAAUUUCCUAAUUUGCCACCGGACCCCGAGUCCCCCAACAAGUUCCCAGGCCACCUCCAACCUGUCUUUGAUGCCACUGAGCAGCUCCUUGGCCCACUUACUACCCUUGUCUGCGAACUCGCGGGCUCCCACCGUCGUGUGGUAGUUGUCGACGAUAUUCUCAUGUUUGUGGCUGCUCAUGCAGCUGCUGAGUGCCCCAAUUCCGAGUCGUACAGCUACCGUUGCAUCAGCGCGUGCUCUGCUGUAUGCUUCCGAGGGAAGAAGAUGACCAUCCAGAGCCUGUCGUGCCUGGCCUGUCACCUCCUAUAUUGCGUGGUUUUAUAAAUGAGAGCUUCAUGGACUUCUUGCCGCGCACUGUGAGGUUCCAACACCUCGACAGGGGAUUGCUCUUCAACACUUCCAAGCCCUUGAAGGCCAGUUCCUGAGCAAGAUGGCAGAGAGAUCGCCCGGUCUCCAUGUUUGGGGAGUGGGGCCGACAGUUCUUUUACAAAGGAGCAUCAAGAGCCACAUAAGUUCCUUGAAUGCCUGCAGUGGUUGGACAAGCAAGCAAUGCAGUCGGUGGUGUAUGUCGCAUUUGGCACCAUUGUAUCAAUGAGUGCAGUGGAGGUGAGGGAGCUAGCACUAGGAUUAGAAGCCAGCGGGCAGCCCUUCCUUUGGGUGCUAAGAUAAGCCGACAAAGGGGAUGUAUUCGCUGGGAGAGAGGCGGAGGGUCCUCGGGGGCUACCAGAAGGGUACUAGGAAAGGGUCCAAGGGAGAUGGUUGAUAGUGAGGGACUGGGCACCCCAAUUGGAGAUACCACGCCACCCCUCCACAGGCGGGUUCUUCACGCAUUGCGGGUGGAACUCAUGCAUGGAGAGCUUCACCAUGGGUGUUCCCAUGGUGGCAUGGCCUAUGCACUCGGACCAGCCAGUGAACCUGCAGUUACUUACAGGGGUGCUUGGGGUGGGGUUGGCGGUGAAGGAGUGGCAUGAGAGGGACGACAUUGUUAGGAGAGAGAGUGGAGAGGGCGGUGAGGAAGCUGAUGGUGUCCGAAGAGGGGGCGGAGAUGAGGAGGAAGGCGGCAGAGCUGAGGGACGCCGCCCGAAAGGCUGUGAGCAAGGGUGGGAUGUCUUGUGCCGCCUUUGAUUCCUUUCUCGAACUUAUCUCUCAACCUUAAGACAAUUCUCGCCGAUAUUCAUUAUUUAGGAUUGUCUACAAAAAGAUAAUUUAUCUGUUUUAUGAGGAGGUCACAAUUAUUCUUGUAUUUCAAAUUUCAAAAUGGGUGGUUAUAAGAGUGUCAUUGAAUAGACACAAAGUUAGAAAAAAAAAAAA
Messenger RNA from Amborella trichopoda, 4163 nucleotides. The record is from RefSeq and is a predicted model, not a curated record. Lineage: Eukaryota; Viridiplantae; Streptophyta; Magnoliopsida; Amborellales; Amborellaceae.